GUAGAUGGAGAGCAUAUAGAUGACGCCCAAGAGACGUUUGUCAAGACGAUGAUUGAACAGCAAGCUACUAUUCAAGAUAGAUUACUUGCAUCAGCAGCAAAAAGUUUGUUGAAUAAAGAAGGAUGGAGCAACCAAGAAGAAAUCAACACAAAGUUGUGUUUGUCAAGCAUCGUAAAUCUUAUCUCCUCUGAAUCAGUCCCAUUUUUCAAUACAAUCUUGACAUCGUCACAAAUGACAGCCCUAGCUGAAUUCUCCGUUCCCAAAACAUCUGGAUUAUCUGAUGAGUGCAUUGCACUAUUCGACGAAUUGAUAAACGAGAGUACCAUUAUGGAACCAGAGAGUAUUCUAGAAAACAUUUACAGAAGCCAAGCAAAAUAUUGUUCAAAAAGAAAUUCAGAUAUAUUCAAAAUGCUGUGCAUACUACAACAAGUUAUCUCGCAAUUCGACGACUGGAGUGAACAAGCUGAUGAAGAAUCAAAAACAACAGUAUUCCGAAGAUUCGCUAUAUUGAUUGACAUCUUAUGUAGACAUACUCUGACAAAAAUGAAGGAUGGCGAGUGCGUGGCGCAAACAACACAAGAUGAAUGUAUUGCAUUACAAGCCAUUGCUGGAUUCAUAUCAACGUCGAAUGAAAAACCGUACGGUAGUAAAAUCGACCUUAUUGCCACAACACGCCUUGACGGAAGAUCAUACGACUUGAGUAGCAACGAAUGGAAGAAACAGAAUGCUUGUAGCUCGAUUGUUUUAAAACAGCAAGCAAAAAAUAUUCGCACAAAUGCAUCAAUCUUGUCAAGACUGCUACGCAUGGGCUGCACAAACUCUAUUCUUGCCAUGGAUUGGAAAGGUUGGCUACACUCGUUAAUGACAAAUAUUUAAAGCAUCAUACUAAAUAUCUCAAACACUCAAUAGGGGUCAACGGAUAUGCGUAUACGUUAUCGUUUACAAAUGGUGUUUUUCUUGCAAAGCAGCACACUGAACACACGACGCACAUCAUCAACUGUAACCUUGGCAACAGUCUCCUCGACCUCCUUUGGCGACAUGCGUGCGCCCGAAGUCAAAAGCUG
Molecule: messenger RNA, 1064 nt
Organism: Zychaea mexicana
Lineage: Eukaryota; Fungi; Mucoromycota; Mucoromycetes; Mucorales; Lichtheimiaceae
Exons: 5
Coding region: 49-876 (275 amino acids)
Source: RefSeq, a predicted model, not a curated record